Molecule: messenger RNA, 3843 nt
Organism: Cryptosporidium ubiquitum
Lineage: Eukaryota; Apicomplexa; Conoidasida; Eucoccidiorida; Cryptosporidiidae
Product: RNA polymerase 1 beta subunit
Exons: 1
Coding region: 1-3843 (1280 amino acids)
Biological process (GO): DNA-templated transcription
Cellular component (GO): RNA polymerase I complex; nucleus
Molecular function (GO): DNA-directed RNA polymerase activity; DNA binding; ribonucleoside binding
Source: RefSeq, a predicted model, not a curated record
AUGGAGUACCAGAGCCGAGAUAGACUACUUUCUGCAGUUUGGCCGCACAUUGAAUCAUUCAAUACAUUUUUGUCUGUUGGAUUAAAAAACAUUGUAAAGAAUUUACCCAAGAUUUAUGUAGACUCGGGGUUUGUUCAAGAUGAUUGCGAACUGAAUGCAGCUUAUAGUCCAAUUGAAUACCUUAGAAUAGGAGUUACAUCUGCAAAGAUAGGAAAACCUAUUUUUGGUAAUUCUGAAUCAGCUGGCACAAAGUUGACUCCCCAGCAUGCUAGAAAUGGUCAUAUUAGCUACAGUGCUCCGCUCUGGCUAGAAUUUGAAUGUUAUAACUCCUUUUCAGAAACUGUUUCAAAACAAAGUGUUUAUGCUGGAACAAUUCCAAUUAUGGUUAAGAGCUCAAGCUGCCAUUUGUUUGGUCUUGGGACAAAAGAGUUGGUGGAAAGGGGUGAGGAUCCAAACGAGGUUGGUGGUUACUUUAUUAUUAAUGGAAAUGAAAGAGUUAUUAGAUAUGUAAUUCAACAGAGAUGUAAUUACCCAAUAGGGCUUAAACGCCCAAGGUUUGCAACAUUUGAUUCAUUUGGAUCAGAGUAUGCUAUUUUGAUGAGGUCAUUAAGAGAUGACGGAACUUCUACAGCAAACUAUCUAUAUGGUACAUCCGAUCAUCAGUGCAUUUAUAGGGUUUUAUUAAACAGGCAGGAGUGGCUAAUUCCAUUUUGGCCAUUACUAAUGGCAGUUGGGUCGAUUUACGAUUCGAAUAUACUUAGGAGCAAGAUUCUCCAAUAUUGCAACCCAAAGGACGAAAACUUGUUUAACACAAUUAAUAUGCUUACUCUUGAAUGGGGGUUUGAUAAUUCAAUUGGAGUUGAUUCGGAAUUUAGUUCUGCAUCUUUUGGAAAUAAGGGGCCUGGAGACACUGAUAUAUUGGAAAAUAGAUAUUUACAUUACAUAGGUAGAUUGGUUUGGGAAGGUGUAUCUUUUCAUCUACCUCCAGGUAGCCUUUUACAAGAAGCAGGAAGAUUUUUAAUUGAUAACUAUGUUUUAGUUCACUUGGAGGAGUGGAAUGCAAAGUUGGAGUGCCUAAUUUUAAUGUUUAUAAAACUAAUCAAACUACAACUUAAUGAGAUUCGUGAAGAGUCAAUAGAUUCUUUUGCAUAUCAGGAAUUACUAUCCCCAGGGAAUUUAUACUCAGCUCUAUUUAAAGACGCAAUUUUUUCUUUUCUACAAAAGAUAAGGUCUACAUAUCUGAUUGAGAUGCGUUCCAAAAAUAGUGAGAAGAAUAAGGAGACUAAAGAUGGGGGGAAUCUGCUUAGAGAUAUGUCAUACUUCAAAUCAACUUUAUCAAAGAAUAUUGCAAUGAUACCUAAACGUCUCCAAUAUUUUAUGGCAACAGGUAAUGUGAAAACCACUCAAUUGGAUCUUCAACAGCUCUCAGGAUGGACUGUUGUCGCAGACAGGUUAAACUUUAAUAGAUUUCUAUCCCACUUUAGAGCUGUACAUAGAGGGCAGUUUUUCACUACUAUGAAGACCACAGAUGUAAGAAAAUUAACGGGUGAAACAUGGGGAUUUCUUUGCCCAGUACAUACACCAGAUGGUGAGCCAUGUGGGUUACUUCUCCAUCUCUCACAAGAUUGCAUUCCUGUAACUCAGUGGGAUUCACAAGAAACACUUAGACGCUUAAGAAAUUACUUGAUUUCUCAUGGUAUACCAUGCGAUGAUGGGUUAGGAUCACUUUCUUCAGCUUGGGGUAUAGAGUCCUCUUCAAGAGAUGAUUUACAUUCCCCAGAUUUAUCGAAAUCCAUUCCUGUAAUGUUAGAUGGAAGAGUUAUGUUCCACAUCCCCAGAGAGGAUUUCACAGCUUGGGAGAAUAAAUUAAGAACUUUGAAAUGGCAAACAAGCCCAUCCGUAUUACCAGUUCAUGCGGAAAUAGCAUGCGUUCCUCCAGAUUCUGGUAUGUUUUCAGGAAUCUAUAUUUUCACUGUUCCUGGAAGGCUUGUAAGACCAAUUAUGCAUCUUGAAACCGCUCAAGUGGAUUGGAUUGGACCAUUAGGCCAACCAUGGAUGAACAUUGGUGUAACUGAAGAGGAGACUCAAAAAUCAACAGAACUCCUUGAAAUUCAAAAAAGAUUAAUUGGCAUCUCAGAUACUGAAUCAGAACAACAGUUAAAAGACGAUUUAAAAGUUUUAAAAAAACUAAUUAAGGAUAAUGACAGAGUACUUUCAUCUGUACCAGUUAAUUACACACAUAUGGAGCUACACCCAUCGACAAUUCUUUCUAUUACUGCCAGUCUCAUUCCUUAUGCUCACCAUAACCAAAGUCCAAGAAAUAUGUAUCAAUGCCAAAUGCUUAAACAAACUAUGGGUACCCCUUGUCUUAAUCACCAAUAUAGAACAGACAAUAAGAUGUAUAGGCUUUUAACUCCUCAAGAGCCCACUAUUAUUACUAAAGGUUAUUCGUCUUUUGGGUUUUCCGAAUAUCCAACUGGAACUAACGCAAUUGUUGCUGUAAUGUCUUAUUCAGGUUAUGAUAUGGAAGACGCCAUGAUUCUUAACAAAUCAUCUUAUGAAAGAGGAAUGUUCCAUGCUUGUGUAUAUAAGACUAAGAUCAUUUCAGCUGCUCCUCCUAGUGCUACAAAAAAGAGUGACGCAGAAAGCUUCUUUUUUCAUAAUGUUGGACCGGAUGGGGAGUUGGUUGUUAAAGAGCUUUCAGCAGAUGGACUUCCUAAUAUUGGCCAAAGACUUACAAAAGGUUCUCCAAUUUGUAGAGUUGAACGUAUAGGUUCUGGAGGACCUUCUAAUGCAAUUGUUCAAACUUAUCAUGACGAUGAAGUUGCAUAUGUAGAGAAAAUUAAUAGAAUUGCUAGUGGAAUUUCUAUAGAAUUUCAACAAGAUUCUCUAAGUGGAGGAGGCGGAGAUGGACCUUCUAAUUCUUCAGGCUACGGAGAAAAGGUAUCUAUUAAACUCAGAGUUGUUAGAAAUCCUAUGGUUGGUGAUAAGUUUGCUUCAAGACAUGGCCAAAAAGGUAUUCUUUCAAUGCUUUGGCCACAAGAAAACAUGCCAUUUAGCGAAUCUGGUAUGGUUCCUGAUAUCCUAUUUAAUCCUCAUGGUUUUCCUUCACGUAUGACUAUAGGUAUGCUUUUGGAGUCUAUGGGAGGAAAAGCUGCUUGUAUUCAUGGAGCUAGAAAUCUGGAUGCGACCCCAUUUAAUAUUAAUAUUUCCGAUGAUCUUUCGAGGUCUGAAGAGAAUUGUGUGACUGAUAAAGUUAAUGAGAAGACUACUGUGGAUUACUUUGGUAAGGCUUUAGAAAGGGCAGGCUUCCAGUAUUAUGGGUGUGAGCCACUUUAUAAUGGAAUGACAGGAGUGGAGCUCCCAUGCCAUAUCUUUAUGGGAGUUAUAUACUAUCAAAGACUUCGUCAUAUGGUUGCAGAUAAGGCUCAAGUUAGAGCAACUGGACCAAUUGAUGCAUUAACUAGACAACCUGUAAAGGGAAGAAAAAGACAUGGUGGUAUUAGGUUUGGAGAGAUGGAGAGAGAUUCUCUUAUUUCAUAUGGCGUUAGCUCUAUUCUUUUAGAUAGAUUGCUUAUUUGCUCAGAUGAGCACAGGGCUUAUGUUUGCCCUAAAUGUGGGCUUAUAAUCUCACCCAUUUCAAAAAAGGCUAUUGCACAAUCAAUGUCUAGCAGCAAGCUCUCAAAUUGCAUUCCACCUAUUGCAGUUUGUAGAGUUUGCAAAUCUCCUUGCAGAAUUAUUACUCUUCCGUAUAUUUUUAGGUAUCUUUCAAAUGAGUUAGCGGCGAUGAAUAUAGUUAUUCGCCUGAACUUACAGCAAGAAGACAUUCCUAUAAGCAAUUAA